Schistocerca cancellata (South American locust) is the source of this 545-nucleotide messenger RNA. RefSeq lists its product as uncharacterized. Bases 146 to 451 code for a protein of 101 amino acids. NCBI's taxonomy places the organism in Eukaryota, Metazoa, Arthropoda, Insecta, Orthoptera, Acrididae. The transcript is spliced from 6 exons. The record is from RefSeq and is a predicted model, not a curated record.
CAGACGACUGUAGAGUUUAGUAGUUCGUGUCAUGCGUUUGUACGGUAUUGUGUUGCGUUUUCUGUGUAAUAUGUAAGUGAUUUGAUGGUGGAGACAGGAAAUCACGGAAAGACACACAUUGAGUGUGUGCCUUAGGAGGGCCAUCAUGGACUACAAGGGAACUAGUUGGGUGAAAAAAGAGAAGAAUGAAAUAUAUGCUGAACCAGAAUCCUUGUUUCUUGAAGGUCCGCUAAAGAUUGUAAUGCCUAGUCUCCAUAUAAAGCAAGACCUAGAACUGAAACAGGAGGAUGGCAUUGAGCGUGAUUGUCUUGAAGAUAACUUGGUAAUCUCUCAUCCAAAUGAUUUUAUCAAGGAGGAUCCUGAACUAAAUUUGGAGGUGGCAGCCUCAAUAAGAAAAGCAUCUGAUAGUUUAAGGUACAUUGGAGGUGCACAUAUAGCUGAAGCACUGUAAAAGUAUAAGUUCAGCAUCUUCAUAUGUAACACUGUGAAGUCACUUCAGCAUGCACCUGGAACACAGAGCAGCAGAAUGAAGAACAUUUCAUUUA